AUGGCCACCGUCGCUGUGAAUAUUCUCUUAGGAAAGAUCAGUCGUCCACAGUCCAGUAACGACUCCAGUGGAGCACGAUACGAGUCUGUGUGGGCUUGCAUUCUGCUGCAAGAUGGACUGGAAGGUUACAGCUACGAGGGUUUCAACGGUCUUAUGAUGUCUGAGGUCAAUGCAAAGCUUCGCAAGAAGGCACCCGGAGAAACUCUGACAUUCUUCUCACCGCUGGGCAGGUACAUGUCACUUCACAAGCUCUUGUACCCACGGAUCUCACCAGGGUCUUCAUUGUACAUCCCGCCACCUACGAUCCUAAUGACCAACGCGUCCGCUCGACCCCAAGCCAAGCGCCCCAUCUGGGUGGACUUCACCGUCUACAGCCGGCCUCCACCGAAGAACACCUUGACAGGAAUCGAAAUCCCACGGCAACUCAAGCGCCUCGACUCACUGCUGGCCAACGGCCCCGACGGACACAACACCCUCCACCUCGCGGAGAUUCCAUCGACCGCACCGGACUUGACCAGCAUCCUUGCCGUCACAAAGGAAACUUACGCCUACAUGGCCGAGCUUACGAUACUUGUCUUGACCCUCAACCCGCUGAGCGGACCAUUGCAAUAUUUUCUCACGCGCCGUGGGAAAGUGAGAGACCCGGCCGUCCUUCGGAAGAACUACCUCGAUUUCCUGAGUGCCCUGUCGCGGGACCUGGUAUUCCAGUGGGACGGUGAGGAAGACUCUGACCCCACCAUCUGGUCUAGUCACCAGGAUCUCCGGUCCAUGACGCUGCCGGAGUUCCUCCAACCGCUUAUCAAGAAGUACAUGAAAGCAAUUGACAGGAGGAGGCUGUGA
This is a messenger RNA of Diaporthe amygdali, 840 nucleotides long. RefSeq lists its product as uncharacterized. The transcript is spliced from 2 exons. Lineage: Eukaryota; Fungi; Ascomycota; Sordariomycetes; Diaporthales; Diaporthaceae. Bases 1 to 840 code for a protein of 279 amino acids. The record is from RefSeq and is a predicted model, not a curated record.